AUGGCGACUCCCAACAAUGUUACUCCCACCAACUGCAGCUGGUGGCCCAUUUCAGCCAUGGAGAACGAUGCGGGCAAAUCCUCAGAGGCUGAGGAGAACCAGGAUCCAGCACACCCAGCUUUCAGAUCCAAGGACAGGCUGGUAUUAUAUCACUGGACUCAGUCCUUCAGCUCACAAAAGGUCCGCCUGGUUAUCGCAGAAAAGGGCUUACCAUGCGAAGAGCGGGAUGUUAGCAUGCCCCUGACUGAACACAAGGAGCCCUGGUUCAUGCGACUUAACCUUGGGGAAGAGGUACCUGUGAUCAUCCAUGGGGACAACAUUAUCAGCGACUACAAUCAGAUCAUUGAUUACAUGGAGAAGAACUUCACAGGAGAACAUGUUGCCCAGCUAAUUCCUGAGGCAGGGAGCCUCCUUCACUCCCGAGUGAUGCAGUACAGAGAGCUCCUGGAUUCCUUGCCCAUGGAUGCCUACACCCACGGAUGCAUUCUCCACCCAGAACUCACCAUGGACUCCAUGAUUCCAAAGUAUGCUACAGCUGAGAUCCGCAGACACUUAGUUAAUGCCAGCACAGACCUGAUGAAAUUAGACCACGAAGAAGAGCCACAACUAACAGAGCCAUACCUUUCCAAACAGAAGAAGCUCAUGGCCAAGAUCCUGGAGCAUGACAAUGUAAACUACCUGAAGAAAAUCCUGGGUGACCUGGGAAUGGUGCUAGAUCAGAUUGAGGCUGAAUUGGAGAAAAGAAAAAUUGAAUAUCAAGGGCAGAAGUGUGAACUCUGGCUUUGUGGGUGUGUUUUCACCCUGGCUGACAUCUUGCUCGGAGCCACGCUGCACCGCCUCAAGUUUCUAGGACUUUCUAAGAAAUACUGGGAAGAUGGCAGCAGGCCCAACGUACAGAACUUCUUUGAAAGGAUACAGAAACGCUUUGCCUUCAGGAAAGUUUUGGGAGACAUACAUACCACCCUCCUCUCGGCAGUGGUACCUAAUGCCUUCAGGCUGGUCAAACGGAAACCUCCAUCCUUCUUUGGAGCCUCCUUCCUCAUGGGAUCUCUAGGAGGGAUGGGGUACUUUGCCUAUUGGUAUCUGAAGAAAAAAUACAUCUAAUGCUGGCUGUUCUGGUGUUUAGUUUGGUG
Varanus komodoensis (Komodo dragon) is the source of this 1133-nucleotide messenger RNA. It is a transcript of the gene GDAP1L1, whose product is annotated as ganglioside induced differentiation associated protein 1 like 1. The record is from RefSeq and is a predicted model, not a curated record. The coding region runs from base 1 to 1104 and encodes 367 amino acids. The transcript is spliced from 6 exons. Lineage: Eukaryota; Metazoa; Chordata; Lepidosauria; Squamata; Varanidae.